CGACUUCCUUCCUCAUCCGACGCGCGCAGUGACAGCAUUGGGCCCCACUAUCCUCCCGCUAACCACGCGCACCAGCAAUUUCGGAAUGGGGUUUGGCAGCUGGGCAGGUGUUCGCGACCUCGCAAGACAACCUUCAAUUAAACCCAUUCCUCACAUCCAUCACACACCAUGGCGGAAGAGGCCCCGGUUGACUACUCGCUGUCCAACCCAGACACCCUGACCAAGUACAAGACCGCCGCGCAGAUUUCCCAAAAAGUCCUCGAAACCGUCGGCGGCUGGUGCAAAGAAGGCUCCAAGAUCCUCGAUAUCUGCCAACGCGGCGACAAGCUCCUCGAAGAUGAGAUCGCAAAGGUCUACAAGGGCAAGAAGAUCAGCAAGGGCAUCUCCCACCCUUGCACCAUCUCCCCCAGCUCCUAUGUCACCCCCUACACCCCGCUCGUCUCCGACGCCGAAGAGGCUGCCACCGAAUUAAAGGCGGCCGAGCCGGUCAAGAUCCAGCUGGGCGCGCAGAUCGAUGGCUUCGGCGCCAUUGUCUGUGAUACGAUCCUCGUUCAACCCAAGGAUGACUCCGAGUCCGCUGUCACCGGCCGUGCAGCGGAUCUCUUGCUGGCGACGUACUGGGCGAACGAGUUGCUACUACGCCUGAUGCUGCCACCGGGCUUGCUUGCAUCUGGCACGGAGGAAGAGAAGAAGAAGGCGUCAGCACAGAAGCCUUACAGCCAGUCCAAAAUCACGCAGCUCCUCGAGAAGGUCGUCAAGACGUACGAGUGCAACCUGGUGGAGAACACAACGUGCUGGCUAUUCGAUCGCAAUGAAAUCGAAAGCAAGAAGAAGAUCAUCCUCGGCCCCGGCGAGGGCGUCAAGGGCGAAGGACUGCCGGAGAUCGGCGAGGUCUGGGGUGUCGAGGUGGGAGUCAGCAUCGGCAACGGCAAGGUCAAGACACUUCCCAACCGCGCCACCCUCCACCGACGCACCGCCACCACCUACGGCUUGAAGCGUCCCAGCUCGAGAGCGACGUUGUCGGAGAUUGUGAAGAAGUUUGGCACAUUCCCUUUCAGCUUACGCCAGCUCGAGGACGAGCGGGCCGGAAAGGUGGGCAUUGUCGAGUGUGUGCGUGGAGGUGUGAUUCGACAGUACGAGGUUGCUGGCUCUGCCGAUGCCGAGCCUGUGAGCCGGCUAUUCACCACCAUCGCCAUCACAAAGAACGGCGUGCAGCGAAUCGCCGCCCCUCCCACCCCUAACCUGGAGAAGUGGAAGAGCGACAAGAAGAUCACCGACGAAGAGCUGCUCAAGAUCCUCGAGCUGCCCCUUUCCAAGCCUAGCACCUCCAAGCCGAAGAACAAGAAGAAGAAGAAGAAGCCGGCGAAGAAGGCCGCCGCCAAGGACGAGGAUGAUGACGACGACGAGGACGAGGAUACUGACGAAUAGUCCCUCUAUGAUUCUGCCGGGAUGGUUGCAAUACGACCGCAAUCAUAGUCCAGAAGUAUGGGAGGAUGAUCAUGCGUGUCCACUUCAGCAGGAAGUGGGCA
Messenger RNA from Neohortaea acidophila, 1529 nucleotides. Its product is annotated as peptidase M24. NCBI's taxonomy places the organism in Eukaryota, Fungi, Ascomycota, Dothideomycetes, Mycosphaerellales, Teratosphaeriaceae. The transcript has 4 exons. Bases 169 to 1428 code for a protein of 419 amino acids. The record is from RefSeq and is a predicted model, not a curated record.